Phaethon lepturus (White-tailed tropicbird) is the source of this 276-nucleotide messenger RNA. RefSeq names its product pyridoxamine 5'-phosphate oxidase (gene PNPO). NCBI's taxonomy places the organism in Eukaryota, Metazoa, Chordata, Aves, Phaethontiformes, Phaethontidae. Gene Ontology annotation, biological process: pyridoxine biosynthetic process; pyridoxal 5'-phosphate biosynthetic process. The transcript is spliced from 3 exons. The annotation marks the transcript as partial. Gene Ontology annotation, molecular function: pyridoxamine phosphate oxidase activity; FMN binding. The record is from RefSeq and is a predicted model, not a curated record.
GAGGAAUCGGAGAGGUACUUCCACUCCCGCCCCAAGAGCAGCCAGAUCGGGGCCGUCGUCAGCCGGCAGAGCACCGUCAUUCCGGACAGGGAGUAUUUAAGGAAGAAGAACACGGAGCUGGAGGAGCGCUACAGGGAUGCGACGGUGCCGAAGGCGGCGUACUGCCGCCUGCGCGACCGUAUUGUCUUCCGACGCCUGCGGGACGGCUCGGCCCCGCUGGGAGACAUGACGCACCGGGGAGAGGGCGAAUGGGUCUUCGAGCGCUUUGCCCCGUGA